Molecule: messenger RNA, 1680 nt
Organism: Callorhinus ursinus (northern fur seal)
Lineage: Eukaryota; Metazoa; Chordata; Mammalia; Carnivora; Otariidae
Gene: XKR9
Product: XK related 9
Cellular component (GO): membrane
Source: RefSeq, a predicted model, not a curated record
GGGCGAGGUUGUAUUCGCCUGGCCGAGCGUCGUCGCCUGUCUGGUGCCUUCACAGGAAUUUGUGGCGGAGUUCAUCCCAGUGGACGAGAGACAUUUUAACUUGGGAAGUCUUGUGGAGCACAGGGCAGGCAGGUUUGGGUGAGGAAGAAAUAAAAGAUUCCCAGGAUGAAGAUUUUCCAGAAGAGACUUUGAGUUAAAGAAGGCGUUUUAUACUUGAUAAGUGUUGUCAUCUGUAAUGAAGAUCAUUGAAAAACAGAAGAUUAAGUAAAGCCUUGUAACAUUGGACCUGGAUAGGAGAUUUAGAAAAGAAAAUUAAAAUUAGUCACUUUGGUUUUAGUGUUUCAAUUUCAUAAUAUUUAUUCUUCUGAAUAAGUUUAGGGAGUAGAAAUUAAAAUUCAGUGUUAUAGUAACAGAUGCACUAAUAUUCUUUUUCUUUCUUUCUUUUAUUUUUUGUAUGAGAGAAGAAAGUAGAUAACCAAGAACUAUAGUGAUUCAUAAUGAAAUACACUAAACUGAAUUUUAUGUUGUCAGUUCUUGGCAUUAUAAUCUAUAUAACUGAUUUAAUUGUGGACAUCGGGGUAUCUGUCAGGUUUUUCUAUGAAGGACGAAAUGUUUUUGGUAUUUUAACAGUAAGCUUUAUGCUCUUUGGAACACUUGUGGUGCAGUGUUUUAGUUAUUCUUGGUUCAAGGCUGAUUUAAAGAAAGCAGGCCAAGAAAAUCAGCAUUGUUUUCUUCUACUUCACUGCUUGCAAGGAGGAGUUUUUACAAGGUAUUGGUUUGCCUUGAAAAAGGGUUAUCAUGUGGCUUUCAAAAAUAGCAGCAAAACUGAUAACUUUAUGGAAGAACAAAUUGAUCCACAUAAAGAAGUUAUAGAUAGAAUGACUGAUUUGAGCAUGCUCAGGCUAUUUGAGACCUACCUGGAAGGCUGCCCACAACUUGUUUUGCAGCUCUACACCUUUCUGGAACAUGGUCAAGCAAAUUUCAGUCAGUAUGCAGCCAUUACGGUCUCUUGCUGUGCUAUUUCUUGGUCAACUGUUGAUUAUCAAGUAGCUUUAAGAAAAUCCUUGCCUGAUAAAAAUCUCCUUAAUGGAUUCUGUCCCAAAUUCACAUACCUCUUUUAUAAGUUGUUUACAUUAUUAUCUUGGAUGCUGAGUGUUGUACUUCUUUUAUUCUUAAAUGUUAAGAUUGCAUUAUUUCUGUUAUUAUUUCUUUGGUUUUUAGGGAUAUUGUGGGCAUUUAAAAAGCAAACUCAAUUUUGUGCUUCUAUAAGUAUGGAAUUGUUAUACAGAGUUGUUGUUGGAUUCAUUCUUACUUUUACAUUUUUUAAUAUUAAGGGACAGAAUACUAAAUGUCCAAUGUUUUGUUAUUAUAUUGUAAGGGUAUUGGCCACAGUGGGGAUAUUGGUUGUGUUCUGGAUUUCCCCAGUCUCUAUUUUUAAUUCAGACUAUUUUAUGUCUAUCAGUAUCACUGUAGCUCUUACUCUUGUCCUUGGAAUUAUUUUUCUUAUUGUUUAUUAUGGGACUUUCCACCCAGACAGAAAUGAAGAAACAAAACCUGAUGAAAUUGAUGGAAGAGCAGUUCAAAGAGAUUGUAGAAUGAAGUAUUUUCUAAUGGAAUAGCUAUUCAUUUGUGAGAUCUGUUUUCUUAUUUUUUUUGUUUCAUUGGUUAAUAAAGAAAAUG